Phasianus colchicus (ring-necked pheasant) is the source of this 5718-nucleotide messenger RNA. RefSeq names its product estrogen related receptor beta (gene ESRRB). Lineage: Eukaryota; Metazoa; Chordata; Aves; Galliformes; Phasianidae. Gene Ontology annotation, molecular function: sequence-specific DNA binding; steroid binding; zinc ion binding. Gene Ontology annotation, cellular component: nucleus. Gene Ontology annotation, biological process: regulation of DNA-templated transcription. The record is from RefSeq and is a predicted model, not a curated record.
AAAACAGAUGGGCAACCAACUACUCUGUCCUUUGAAAUAGGAUUUCCAGAUGCAGUGAGUGGCAUCUUUAUGUCUGUAUCUUCUACACCCAGCCAUUUUCCAAGACUGAAUUGAGCAUUUAUAGUAUGGCUAGAACUGGGCUGGGUGGUAGCACAACAUAGAGUGUAUGCAGCCCUUGGUAGGAUGAUGGUAAAGCUCCAGAAUUGAGACUUCUUUCUAAUGGAUGGGCCAUCAGCAAGUGUACAUUGGAAUGAUAGCACUUGGUAUCUGUUUUCUGAACACCAGACAGGUGCAUCAUGGGCCCUCACAACACCUUCUGCCACAUCCAGUGGAUUAUCAAUCGGUCAAGGUUGGUUUUCUCCACUCAUUUUGAACCAUUAAUCUGCCCAGAUAAGUCCGUAGGUUCUUGUUAUAUGUAACUGAACCUCUGUUCUUUCAAACGUGAAGUCCAGAUUCUGUUGAUGUACAUCAGUGCAAAUUCAGAGAGGGAUUGCCUUUACUAAGGUUUGUGAUAUACUCUGUGAAUUCCAUCACUAGAAGUUGUGCUUAGUGCUCUUAUAACACAUACAAAAAGAGGAAGCUGAUAAAAACUGCAGCCGUGCAAGGAUUUUUAGAUGCCAAUCAUCAUGCAACAAAUCUGUGCAGUGGGUAAGAUCCUCUGAGCUGAGCAGGAGUAGAUUGGGCCUGGAUGCUUGUCCCACUCCUCUACUGUAACUUAAGGCAUGUACAUUCAACAGUGUCAGUGGACACUAGUUCUUAGUACUGCAAACACCACUGCUGAGGUGGGAAUUUCAGGAGACAUUUUACAUUCCAAGGCACAAGUAGAGCUGUGCUGAGAGAGCUGGCUGAAGUGGCAGCACACUGUGUUCUUGGGCCCACAGAGCUCCCUCACCUCUGCAAAGUUUUGUCACAAGUGGGCCUCUCUCCAUGUGCUGGUGGGGCCUCUCCAUUGUGUCAUAAAUCUAGAAUUUUGUUUCUCAGUCCAUGCUCAUGCUCCCUUGCCUGAUCCAAAAGGCUUGUGUCCUCUAUCUAAACAUUUAAACAGUCUUCUCACAGAUGUUCUCAGUGUGAAAUAGAAAAUUGAGCUAGAAAAAGCAUUAGUUUGACCCUUCAGGGCAUUUCUGAGGUUCAUCACAUCUCCUCAGAUAAGUGUCUGGAGGGUGAUGUGAACGCAGAUCUGCCUGCUUCUUUCUGUUGCUUCUCAGAGGAGCCCAGAUGCACAGAAGAAAGCUCUCAAAGUCUAAAGUAAGGUGUUCGUCUGGAUCGAGUCCGUGGAGGCCGCCAGAAAUACAAGAGAAGACUGGAUUCUGAGAGUAGCACUUAUUUGAGCUUACAGAUCCCUCCCCCAGCUAAAAAGCCACUGACUAAGAUCGUCUCCCACUUGCUGGUGGCAGAGCCAGAGAAGAUUUAUGCCAUGCCUGAUCCAACCAUGCCGGAGAGCGACAUCAAAGCCUUGACAACCCUCUGUGACCUGGCAGACAGGGAAUUGGUGGUGAUCAUUGGCUGGGCGAAGCACAUCCCAGGGUUCUCCAAUCUCUCCCUUGGGGACCAGAUGAGCCUCCUGCAGAGCGCCUGGAUGGAAAUCCUCAUCCUGGGCAUUGUGUACCGCUCCCUGCCAUAUGAGGACAAGCUCGUCUAUGCUGAGGACUACAUCAUGGACGAAGAACACUCUCGUCUGACGGGGCUGCUCGAGCUCUACCUGGCCAUCCUACAACUGGUGCGCCGCUACAAGAAGCUCAAGGUGGAAAAGGAAGAGUUUGUCACGCUUAAAGCUCUGGCUCUCGCCAAUUCAGACUCUAUGCACAUAGAGGACAUGGAUGCAGUGCAGAAGCUCCAGGACCUUCUCCACGAAGCCCUGCAGGACUACGAGCUGAGUCAGCGCAACGAGGAGCCCCGGCGAGCAGGGAAGCUGCUCCUGACCUUGCCCCUCCUGCGGCAGACAGCCGCCAAAGCUGUGCAGCACUUCUACAGCAUCAAACUGCAGGGCAAGGUUCCCAUGCAUAAACUCUUCCUAGAAAUGCUAGAGGCAAAGGUCUGACAGCCCCAGUGCCAGCCGACAAUGGCCGGGGAACAAACUAGAAACAAAGAUGCAGACAACGGAGCAAUCCAAACAGCAGCAGCAGCCACCGCCGGCUUUUAUCUCCAAUCAUUUAUUAUGGAAGAAUUAUUUAAUGUCUAUUUGUCGGCGUGACUGCAGAAUCUCAUGUACAGGAGGGGGAAAACUCUUUUAAUCAGUCACCUGUUUCUCUUUUUUUCAUUUGUUUUCUCUGUGGGAAAUACCAGAAUAUGCUCUUGCACUUGUUGAGGCGGUCGCUGGGGCUCAGCCCCUGUGAGCGAUGUUGCUCUCAGCACUGUGCCGGCCGCCUGGUCCCCAGCUCCCUCCACCAGUGCUGGAGGGGGAGUGGGGACUGAAGCAGGAAGAGACGAAGAAUAGAGUCAAUAUAAACUUUAUCUGCUUGUGCUGUGAGGGGUCAGAUAGAAAGGGAAGCAGCCAGGGUCCUUCAUUUUGUCACCUUUCUGGCUCUAACGAUAGGGCAGAUGCUCCUUCGGAGAGGAGCAGUACUGGCCCUCUCCUGAUCAAAAUGGCUGCCUCCCAGGCUCCUCUAGCGCCAGCUAGCACUUGUACAUACAGGCCCCACUUCUUACCGGGAAAGAUGCUCCUAACUGUGUAAGAUACCCUGCGACCUUGUACAGUGUGUCAUUACGCCUGGCUAGUCCCUCCCAUGUGCAAUCCCCGCAGGACCCUGAAGAGGCAGGAUGUAUGUCCCUGAGAGAAUGCAAGUCUCCUUUCCCAGGUAGUGAGAAAAACAGAUCCUGGUGUAAGCUUUUGUGCUGGGUUGACUUGAUAAUCUCUGCAUCCUCUCCUAUGUGGUGCUAACUACAGUUCUUCUGCACUUUUCACCCUGUAGUAUAUAAAACCUGCCUCUUCAGUGCAGCUGAGUGCCAUUCCCCACUCUUUCCUUGUGGCAGAGAGCACAAGGCUUUGUCUGCAUGGUUACCGCCCAAGUAUAAAUACACCCCAAACCAGGGCUUGCCUAGACUUCAUUCAAGUAAUAGAUCUUUGCCUCCACAGAGACUUAGGCUUAUUGCCAGAUACUAGUUAGAAAUCAAAGGAACCGCUUUUUGGGGGAGACAGCUCCUGAGCCCAAGAGACUGCUUUUUUUUUUUUUUUUUGAUGGCAGCCUAGGCAAAUAAGCUUAGAGGUUGGCAUGGAACCCCCAGAUCCAAUAUCCCAACUACUGUCUUCCCCUGCCUCAUCCCAUUAUCCUCAACAUAGCAAAAAAGCUAGCAUGGAUUAUCCCUGGACCUGGUAAGAGGUUCUCUCACUGGUGGAAGAAGGGAUAUACCUGACCUCAAGGUGGUCAGAGAAGAAGUGGUGGAAUGUUUAUUUACUCAUGUCACUAGGUUUCUACUGUGUCUGAGCCUUAGUUUAGCUCAGCUGGCUAAAUCACAACUGCUGCAUUCUCAGUAUUCAGAGGGGAAUUUGGGUGGCUUGAAAAAACUAGCUUGGCAUUCUGUGAGAUUUUAUUUUCUUGGACACUUUGAUCUGAGCCAGCCUGAGCUGGUGAGAGAAUGUAUUGUCUGUUUGGUGGUGAGUGACAUGACAGCAGAGGUGAGGAGAAGCCUCUGAUCUGUAUUUAAGACACCACCACCUCUGCUGCCUCUGCUCAACUUAGGCUUCCAUUCCUGGAUAACCAGGCGGUGCGACCUGCAAAGGAAGCUGUUCCAAACUGUGGUUAAGGAGUGUGAUCAGGGAGAUGCUGGGUGCUUGUUUUCUACUGGAACUGAACAUGUAUCUCAGUGUAAAGCUCAGGCUAGCUCAGAAACUGAGGAAAUUUGCUGCUACUGAGCUCUCAGCUCAUGUUGCUAGCCCUCUGCUGGUCCUUUAGUUAGUUCAGUUCCAUCUCCUCUGAGUUCUCCCUGCACUAUACAGUCAUAGCUACUCACCCAUUCUGUACUCACUGCAUAAAGGAAUUCAGUCUUGCUUCAGGCACAUUAGUAAGCCAGCAAAGACCCAGGAGUCAGAAUGCACAUGGGAGCUGGGAUUGUUUCCAUGCUCAAAGAAGCAGCAAUUACACAGUGGCCUUGUGCUUUGAACAGAUACCUGUGCUUCUUUUCAUCUUCACCCUCCCAGAGAGAGCUGGGGAGAAAAACGAUAGCUUCUGGUUGCACUUACAAUCUCUGUAUCUAUCUGUAAAUGAGAGGGACCAAACUGAAAUGCAAGCCUUCACUAGAGCCAGUUUGCAGUGUGUUGCAACCUGGCAACUCUUUCUGGCUGUGGCAUGAAUAUUCUCACACACUGUGCUGUGCGGUUGCCUCUAAGCAGGACUCACUUGACCACUGUUGCUUCUCUGCUGAGUCCCACUCAGCCCGGCUGCAGCACACUGUGUUCCAGCCUGCCUCACAGCUGUCCCAAAGUGGGCUGAAAAGAUCUGAAGAAGCAAGUCUUACUCUGCUGGGCCCUGGCUGGGAAGGUCAUUUAAAAAAAGUUCCAGGGAAAUCUUCCCUAAGUAACCCUGCUUGAGCAGGGGGGUUGGACCAGGUGACCUCAACCAUUCUGUGAGUCUGUGUGUCUGUGGAAAGACACCUCCAGCUUUGUUGAAUUUGAACUUGGGCUUCCUUUCCAGAACAGAGGGGAAAAUAACCUAGAAAACAUGACUGUAAAGGAGGGCUGCUGAGUUACCUUCUAGCUCACGGCAACUGCUGUCUAUUUAGAGUAUGGAGGCAAUGGCUGUGUUGGGAGAACAAUAUAAAAAUACUAAAUUUCUUUUUUGCAGGACUUUCUUUCUCCAUUACAGCUGCAUAAUCUUGGAGCCCAACUGGAUAUCCCCUCAUUGCUUGAAAGUAGUAGGCCUGGAAAUUUUGCUGGUUUGCUUCUGAAAUAGGAUGGGAACUGAACCAGGCAGUAAUUAGCAUUUAUUUGUCUCUCUAUACCAGGGAUGCAAACUCUUUUCCAAGAAUGGGGACAGAAACAUCUGCCUAGAUUUAACCCUUAAAAGGCUUGUACCAUCUUUAGUUGGGAAGCAGGGCAGGUCUCUUUCAGACAAGCCUUUCAGACAAGUGCAGGCUUCACAUGCAUCUCAUCCCUUUCCAGUUUCUCUGAUCUGCUGUGAAUCAGUAGUACCAGCAUGCUGCCACAAAAGAGGAGCACAUCCAGCUACACAGCAGGUCAGGCUUGCAGAAAAGGGUGACAUUUUAGUGUAGUCCCCUCAGUGAAGUUUGAAGUAGGAAAUGAGGCUUCAGCAACUGCGUAGGUCUUUGGAUUCUCAUAGGCUCUUACAAAGAGGUCUGGAGUUGUGGAAUUCAGACAUAAACUGGGAGGUGGGUUCUGGUCAGCGUUUCUUAUGCCAUUCAUUUGUAAUAUGGGGCUAACAGAGUCAGCUCCAUACAGCUGUCCUUUUGCAUGGGGCAAAAGAUGACAGAGUUUGGACCUCGGUUUCUGUGGCUUACAGAAAAGAAAAGCUAAACUGUAGAGGUAAGUGUGUCAGUGACAGUGAAUAAGCAUGAAGCUGACAUACAGCUAGUAUGGUAAAAGCAGCUCUAGCCCCCAAUAUGCAUGUGCAGAUAACAGAAACCACGUACCUGUGAGCCACUGCAAAAAGGCAGAUCUUCCCACGUGACCAGUUCUUCUGUUUUGGGCACAUUCUUCUUUGGGAACAGCAGUCUCUGGCCUGUAUUGCAAAAUUAAUUUCAUGGGGAUCAAUUAAAGGAAAGGGG